Anopheles cruzii is the source of this 1731-nucleotide messenger RNA. It is a transcript of the gene Fkbp59, whose product is annotated as FK506-binding protein 59. The record is from RefSeq and is a predicted model, not a curated record. Bases 1 to 1353 code for a protein of 450 amino acids. The transcript is spliced from 4 exons. Gene Ontology annotation, molecular function: protein binding; peptidyl-prolyl cis-trans isomerase activity. NCBI's taxonomy places the organism in Eukaryota, Metazoa, Arthropoda, Insecta, Diptera, Culicidae.
AUGGAGGAAUUCAUUGAUCUGUCUGGCGAUGGAGGCGUACAGAAACGAAUUCUGCAGGAGGGUACCGGUGACGAAACGCCCUCCAAAGGAUGCACAGUCUCGCUGCACUAUACCGGCACACUGGAUGCUGAUGGUAAGAAGUUCGACUCGAGCCGCGAUCGCAACGAACCGUUCCAGUUCACGCUCGGUCAGGGGUCGGUCAUAAAGGCGUUCGAUAUGGGCGUCGCGUCGAUGAAGCUAGGCGAACGGUGCAUUCUCAAGUGUGCCCCGGACUACGCGUAUGGAAGCUCGGGUAGCCCACCAAACAUUCCGCCGAACGCAACGCUUAACUUUGAGCUGGAAAUUCUCGGUUGGAAGGGCGAAGAUCUGAGCCCCAAGUCGGAUGGGGGCAUCCGGAGGUUCAUUAUAAGCUCCGGCACGGGUAAAAAGAAGCCAAACUCGGGCGGUAUGGUGAAGAUCCAUCUCGUCGGCCGGCACGAAGGACGCGUGUUCGAAGAUCGCCACGUUGAGUUUGCGAUCGACGAGGGCAAGGAGGUGGGUGUCGUGUCCGGGGUCGAGAUCGCGUUAGAAAAGUUUCACAAGGAGGAGACGAGCCGACUCAUCCUUAAGCCACAGCAUGCAUUCGGUGCCGAAGGCAACAGCGAGCUGGGAGUGCCGGGAAAUGCUACCGUCGAGUACACCGUUACGCUAAACGACUUCGAGUGCCUCGCCAAUCGCUCGAUGUUGUCGCAGGCCGAAACGCUGGCGCAGGGAAAACUGCUGCGGGAGAAGGGCACCAAGUAUCUGAAGGAGAACAAGCCCGAGCUGGCGCUCAAGAUGUACGAACGAGCGCUCACAUAUUUGUACGAUAAAACGGAAGAAGUCCAAGCCAUCCAGCUGGCGAUUUAUCUGAACAAGAUUCUGUGCCACCAGUUACUGAACGAUAACGACGAAGCCAAGGUUGCGUGCAUAGAAGCGUUGAAGCUGGACAGCAAAAACGUGAAAGCCUUUUACAGGCGUGGCAUGUCGAAUCUCGCCCUAGGAGAUCUCGACCGGGCUCUACAAGAUUUCUCAACCGUGCUCGACAUUGAGCCGGACAACAAGGCUGCCCUGAACCAGGUGACGAUUUGCAAACACAAGAUCAAGGCGUACAAUGAUCAGCAGAAGAAGGUGUUUGCCAACAUGUUCACCAAAUUCGCACAAAGCGACUCCAAGAAGGCACAGGAAGAGCAGAGCCGCCAGCCGGACGUGAUGAAGCAGAAGUUUGGCGAGUGGGGCGACGAUGAGCGUGAACAUGAGCCGACUCGCUUCGAGCAGGAAAAUCCCGAUGUAAUUCUGCUAAACGAUCUGCACAAGCAGUUUCGCAACAUGUAAAAGGCCAUCACGCGGCCACAACCAGGAGCAGCAGCGGCAGUCAGUCACCACAGCAAGCAAGCAACACUGCUAACAGCGCUUGGGCUCGAACAUUUUAUUUUAGCAUAGGCGGAGUGUAUCGAUAACGAGUUAGGGGUUUGGGAGCAUAACACCUCUAUUGGCCUUUCUCUAUUCGAUAGCAGAGAACUCACAUUUCCACAUUUGAUACGUAUGUUCGGUUAAUGAUCAAUUGUUUAAAGAAAAUUUUCGCGAAAAGGAAAGUAAUUACAUAAGUUUUGCUUCUUAGAGGGCUAGGCUCUUACUAAAUGCGUGUGCGUAAAACAGAAGGUAAACAGAAAAUCAAAACCAUGUUUGCAGAGUGCUUUCAAUAAAAAUGGA